This is a messenger RNA of Morone saxatilis (striped sea-bass), 1154 nucleotides long. RefSeq names its product sodium-coupled neutral amino acid transporter 4-like. Gene Ontology annotation, molecular function: amino acid transmembrane transporter activity. Gene Ontology annotation, biological process: amino acid transmembrane transport. Bases 141 to 1139 code for a protein of 332 amino acids. The record is from RefSeq and is a predicted model, not a curated record. NCBI's taxonomy places the organism in Eukaryota, Metazoa, Chordata, Actinopteri, Moronidae. The transcript is spliced from 9 exons.
GAACCUUCCUCUAACGUGUCCUGUGUUUUAUUUUAGGUCUUUUCUUAGAGGUAACAAAGUCCAGCCGAGGUUGAAGAAGAAGCACAUCUCUGCCUUGUGAACUAUAAACCCUGAGAACUUCUUCGCCUCUCGUUGCCAUUAUGCCGGGAAUUGUGGAACGUAUGGAGCUGAGGAAAGUGUCCACAGAUGCUGAUGAUGACAGCACAGAGAGCCUGGAUGGCCACUUCCCAGAGCCCAUUGACUCUGAGAAGGCCACCAUCGACAGUCAGUUUCUGGAUGACAACGAUGACGCAGAAAGCCAGAAGUUCCUGUCAAAUGGGAUGAUGAAGAAGAAGAAAUAUGAGGAAUACCAUGAAGAAUAUCAUCCCGGCCACACCUCCUUCGGGAUGUCUGUCUUCAACUUGAGCAACGCCAUCAUGGGCAGCGGCAUCCUGGGCCUGUCCUUCGCCAUGGCGAACACUGGCAUCGUGCUCUUUACAAUCCUCCUCGUCGCUGUGGCCAUCCUCUCCCUAUAUUCUGUACAUCUGCUCCUCAUGACAGCUAAAGAAGGAGGAUCCCUCAUCUAUGAAAAGCUGGGAGAGAGAGCAUUCGGUUGGCCGGGGAAAGUAGCCGCAUUUGUAUCGAUAAUAAUGCAGAAUAUUGGAGCCAUGUCCAGCUACCUCUUUAUCGUGAAGUAUGAGCUGCCUGAAGUGAUCCGAUCCUUCUUGGCUUUAGAAGAAAGCUCUGGUGAAUGGUACCUGAACGGGAACUACCUGGUGGUGUUUGUGUCAAUCGGAAUCAUUCUGCCUUUGUCUCUUCUUAAAAACCUGGGCUACCUGGGCUACACCAGCGGGUUUUCCCUCUCCUGCAUGGUUUUCUUUCUGGGGGUGGUGAUCUACAAGAAGACCGUGCUGCCCUGCCCUCUUCCUUUCUUUUACCACCACUCAUCCAACCUCAGCAUGAACGCCUCAGCCAUGUCAGGGUUGUACCCGCCAGUGAACAGCACGGUGAACAUGGAUUUCUCCCGCGCCGACAUUUCCCCCGCAGUCCUCGGCAGCCACGACACUCAUCACUCCACCGGCAUCCACUUCGAGCCCCACCCUGACGAUGAGGAGAUGUGCACGCCCAAAUACUUUGUCUUCAACUCUCAGGUACGAUAGUCUAUGAUUGUCUAC